CCCUCCUUCCUCCUCCUCCUCCUCCACCUCCUUUAUCCCCGUCUUCUCCCCUCUUUUAUCCAAGUGUUCGUGGUCCCCUCAUUCCCACAGCGACUCAGAGCCGUGGAGCGUCACAUGCCACCAUGAGUGUCCUGACACGCAGUUUCCUCUUCCUCCUCCUCCUCUGCCUCCCCAUCCUCACCGAGGCCAAGCGGCAGUCUGGUGAAGGGAAACCUGAAAAACCCCGCCAGCCACCAACAUCCUCCCCACCUGCCAAGAGGGCUAGAAAUCGCUCGGUGCCUGGCUCUGGGGAGCUGACCACCAAGGAGGGCCAUCGCUGCAUUUGGCAGACGUCUGGUGAGGGCAUGGUGAGCCUACUGGUGAACUGCACCACUGAAACACUGGGAGACCAGCAGAGGUAUUGGUGCCGUUACGCCGGUAAACCAGACCUUUGCCAGGCCUAUGGGGUGAAGUCCAGCCAGUACUGGAAGCAGCUGGUGGGGAAGCUGAAGAAGAGGCAGAAUGCCUGUGAUGGAGAGAAAGUCCUGAAGGCCAAAACCUGCAAGAAGGCUCCGGCCGAGGCCCACAUGAAGCUCGCCCAACGCAGUGGAGAGGAGGAAAAGAAGGGAGGAAAGGAAGGAGGGAAGAAGAGAGUAGCACCAGCCAGUAAGAACUCAGAUGGGGGGAAGUCAGAGAGGAAGAAGAAGAAGGAGGAGGAGGAGGAAGAAGAGAAGAAGAAGAAGGAGGAGGAGGAGGAGGAGGAGAGGACUGGGUUUGAUGAUGAAGGGUUGGUGAACGACAUGGAGCCAGUGCAGAGUUACUGCAGCGAGGGAUGGCACGCCGUCUGCUCAUUCUUUGUCAAGUUUUUUGAGGGUUGAUUGGAAAUUGUGUAAAAAAAAUGUAAAGCUCAUUUUUGUUACACGAUGGCGUGAGUUCACAAUCUGAAAACAACCGUUAUAAAGAUGUUUUUUGAAGUACAAAGUAAAAGCGGAGUCAAGAUUUGGUCAUAAAACAAAACACUUUGUUAAUAUGAGCUGUUUUACAAAUGGGGCCACAUGGUGUCGAGAUUGCAAUAGUGAAGUGACAAUUUAAACUUGGCAAUCUGAACUUUUUAAAAAUUGAAUCAGACCUAUCAAUAGUGCAUGAGAGCCACACUUCA
Messenger RNA from Epinephelus lanceolatus (giant grouper), 1138 nucleotides. RefSeq names its product fibroblast growth factor binding protein 3 (gene fgfbp3). The record is from RefSeq and is a predicted model, not a curated record. Gene Ontology annotation, biological process: cell-cell signaling. Gene Ontology annotation, molecular function: growth factor binding. NCBI's taxonomy places the organism in Eukaryota, Metazoa, Chordata, Actinopteri, Perciformes, Serranidae.